ACUCUCCCUUGGGGCGGGACUCGUAUCAGACCUGCUAGGCAAAACGGGGUAAGGGUAUUGGCAGCCGAAGCCAGGCAGAAGAGCAUCAUGAGCGGACAAGUCGGGGACCUGAGCCCACAGCAACAGGAGGCCCUGGCCAGGUUCCGGGAGGCCCUCCAGGAUGUGCUGCCAGCUCUGCCCAAGGCUGAUGACUACUUCCUUCUGCGCUGGCUCCGAGCUCGGAACUUUGACCUUAAGAAGUCGGAGGACAUGCUCCGGAAGCAUGUGGAGUUCCGGAAUCAGCAGGACCUGAACCACAUCCUUACGUGGCAGCCACCAGAGGUGAUCCAGCUCUAUGACUCGGGUGGUCUGUGUGGCUAUGACUAUGAAGGCUGCCCUGUGUGGUUUGACAUCAUUGGGACAAUGGAUCCCAAGGGGCUCCUGAUGUCUGCCUCUAAGCAGGACAUGAUCCGCAAGCGUAUCAGAGUCUGUGAGCUGCUUCAGCAUGAGUGUGAGCUGCAGAGUCAAAAGUUGGGCAGGAAGAUCGAGAGGAUGGUGAUGGUGUUCGAUGUGGAAGGGUUGAGCCUGAGGCACCUGUGGAAGCCAGCGGUGGAAGUCUACCAGCAGUUUUUCGCCAUCUUGGAGGCAAAUUAUCCUGAGACAGUGAAAAAUUUAGUUAUUAUUCGAGCUCCCAAGCUUUUCCCAGUGGCCUUCAACCUGGUCAAGUCAUUCAUGGGUGAGGAGACACAAAAGAAGAUAGUGAUUCUGGGAGAUAACUGGAAACAGGAGCUCCUCAAGUUCAUGAGCCCUGACCAGCUGCCUGUGGAAUUUGGGGGAACCAUGACUGAUCCUGAUGGUAACCCCAAGUGCCUGACUAAGAUCAACUAUGGUGGCGAUGUGCCCAAGCACUACUACCUGUGCCGGCAGGAGAAGCCGCACUAUGAGCACACAGUGGUGGUGGGCCGAGGCUCCUCCCACCAGGUGGAGAAUGAGAUCCUGUUCCCAGGCUGUGUGCUCAGGUGGCAGUUCUCUUCCGAGGGCGGCGACAUCGGCUUUGGGAUCUUUCUGAAGACCAGGAUGGGGGAGAGGCAGAAGGCCGGGGAGAUGGCAGAGGUGCUGCCCAACCAGCGCUACAACGCCCACAUGGUGCCUGAGGACGGGAGCCUUACCUGUGUCAAGGCUGGAGUCUAUGUCCUGCGCUUUGACAACACCUACAGUCUCCUGCACGCCAAGAAAGUCGGCUACACUGCAGAGGUGCUGCUCCCAGACAAGGCCUGCGAGGAGAAGCUACAGGGCCUCAGGGCAACAAGCCCUCCUCGGGACCAGGAGGACACUGGCCGCCUCUGACCCUGCUCCACCCAACUCCUUCAUGCACCCCUGCCCCCCCCCCCCCCCCCC
Alexandromys fortis (reed vole) is the source of this 1377-nucleotide messenger RNA. Its product is annotated as SEC14-like protein 4. The record is from RefSeq and is a predicted model, not a curated record. Gene Ontology annotation, cellular component: cytoplasm. Bases 88 to 1326 code for a protein of 412 amino acids. The transcript has 12 exons. NCBI's taxonomy places the organism in Eukaryota, Metazoa, Chordata, Mammalia, Rodentia, Cricetidae.